AUGAAGGGCAUCUUUUUUGGCAUUUCUCCAUCAUCAUGGGAUUCUUUAAAGGCAACAAAAAGUUUGCAUUUGGAUGCUGUUGAAGUACAAUAUAAGCGAGGACAUCGGGUAAUUGUUGCUGCAAGUCCUCCAACAGAAGAUGCUGUCAUUGCCACAGAGCCACUGACCGAAGAAGAUCUCGUUGGUUACCUUGUUUCUGGUUGCAAGCCUAAGGAAAACUGGAGGAUAGGGACUGAACAUGAAAAGUUCGGGUUUGAAUUUGGAACCUUACAGCCCAUGAAAUAUGAGCAAAUAGCAGAGCUGCUUAAUGGCAUUUCUGAGAGAUUUGAUUGGGAAAAAUUAAUGGAGGGUGACAAGAUUAUUGGACUCAAACAGGGAAAGCAAAGCAUAUCACUGGAGCCUGGUGGCCAAUUUGAGCUUAGUGGUGCACCUCUCGAAACUUUGCAUCAAACUUGUGCUGAAGUUAAUUCUCAUCUUUACCAGGUCAAGGCUGUUGCAGAGGAGAUGGGUAUUGGAUUCUUAGGAAUUGGCUUCCAGCCCAAAUGGGAACGUAAAGACAUACCAAUUAUGCCCAAGGGAAGAUACGAUAUUAUGAGAAAUUACAUGCCAAAAGUUGGGUCACUUGGGCUUGACAUGAUGUUCCGGACAUGUACUGUUCAGGUGAAUCUGGAUUUCGAUUCUGAAGCUGAUAUGAUAAGGAAAUUCAGGGCUGGUCUUGCGUUACAGCCUAUAGCUACAGCAUUGUUUGCGAAUUCACCUUUCACUGAAGGGAAGCCAAAUGGCUUUCUCAGCAUGAGAAGCCAAAUUUGGACAGAUACCGACAAUCAUCGCACUGGCAUGCUUCCAUUUGUCUUUGACGACUCUUUCGGGUUUGAGCAGUAUGUAGAUUAUGCUCUUGAUGUUCCGAUGUAUUUUGUCUAUCGGAAGAAGAAGUAUAUUGACUGUACUGGAAUGUCCUUCCGGGAUUUUUUGUCUGGAAAACUUCCUUGUCUUCCGGGUGAAUAUCCAACCCUCAACGAUUGGGAGAAUCAUCUGACAACAAUAUUUCCAGAGGUCAGGCUUAAACGAUAUUUGGAGAUGAGGGGUGCUGAUGGAGGACCUUGGAGGAGACUAUGCGCAUUGCCUGCAUUUUGGGUAGGCAUCUUAUAUGAUGACAUCUCUUUACAAAGUGUUCUGGACAUGACAGCUGAUUGGACUCUAGAAGAAAGACAGAUGUUGAGGAAUAAGGUUCCAAAGCUUGGUUUGAAGACGCCGUUUCGAGAUGGACUUCUGAAGCAUAUUGCACAAGAAGUUGUGAAGUUGGCUAAGGAUGGUUUGGAAAGGAGAGGCUAUAAGGAAACAGGAUUUCUAAAUGAAAUGAACGAGGUGGUUAGAACAGGUGUAACACCAGCAGCAAAACUUCUAGACUUGUACCAUGGGAAGUGGGGACAAAGUGUUGAUCGUGUUUUCGAGGCGCUCCUCUACUGA
This is a messenger RNA of Fraxinus pennsylvanica, 1467 nucleotides long. NCBI's taxonomy places the organism in Eukaryota, Viridiplantae, Streptophyta, Magnoliopsida, Lamiales, Oleaceae. The record is from the annotation of a GenBank genome assembly.